This is a messenger RNA of Parnassius mnemosyne (clouded apollo), 888 nucleotides long. NCBI's taxonomy places the organism in Eukaryota, Metazoa, Arthropoda, Insecta, Lepidoptera, Papilionidae. The record is from the annotation of a GenBank genome assembly.
AUGUUGUGGUACGCUAUCGCCUUAUCCGCGUUGGUAGUAUCCGUCUCAGGACACGGACGUGUGAUACAGCCUCCGUCCCGGGCUUCGGCGUGGCGUUUUGGGUUCCCCACCGCAGCGGACUACGAUGACGAUGGCCGGAACUGUGGCGGCUUCUUCCACCAGCAUUCAGUCAACGGCGGCAAAUGCGGCAUCUGUGGCGAUCCAUACGACCAACCCCAACCACGCCAUCACGAGAUCGGUGGAAUUUACGGAGCCGGUGUCAUUGUCGCGGAUUAUAAGUCUGGAGAACUCAUUACCGCUACUGUCAUUAUCACUGCUUACCAUCGUGGUUAUUGGGAAUUCAAGAUAUGCCCCGAUCCAUACAGGAACGACCAGGCGUGCUUCGAUCAAUAUAUCCUGGAGCUCGAGGAAGGAGGAACUAAAUACUACCCCAAGGGAGAAGGCCAAUUCACAAUGAAAUACCGCUUACCCGCCAGACUUACCUGCGAGCAUUGCGUUCUGCAAUGGAGGUACACAGCUGGAAACAACUGGGGUGUCUGUCAGAACGGCACUCAAGGUCUUGGAUGCGGCAAUCAGGAACAGUUUGGAGCUUGCUCCGACAUCACCAUUAGUAUACCGGUCCAAAAUGCUGAUGAUAAACCGUACCCACUAUCUGACAAUCAACGACUCGGUUACUUCGACGUUCAAGCUCUCCUACAUCUCUUAAGAACAGUAAGCCCUCGACCAAAUGUUCGAGUUGGACCACUGCGACCUGACAUCAAGUUUUCACCUCAUAUUAAUAAAAACAAAAAAAGAAAACGUAAGGGCAAGAAAACCAAACCUCGUAAAAGGAAGAAGAUUAAGAAUGAACUUAAAGUAGGAGGUUACAAGAACAAUUCUAUGCCCUAA